CAACCCGGAAAAAAAAUUGUCUUGAUAUUCUGUAAUUUCUGCCCCGGAGCAUCAUCGAUUUGUGUUGAGAGACAUCGGGGGAUUAUUCAUUCGUCGUUGGCUGUGGGUCUGGUUUAAAUGGGAAAUGUAACGUCAAACGUUGCUGCAAAGCUUGCAUUUUUCCCACCAGACCCACCAACGUACGAUGUUUUCAGGGACGAGGAUGGGGCGCAGUGUUUCACCGGCCUCAGGGCAGACAGUAACGUGGACGUGCAUUUGCUGGACACCAAGGUUGGGAACAAGAUUGUGGCUGGUUUCUGGAGACACCCUUUUGCGAGGUUAACGUUGUUGUAUUCCCAUGGCAAUGCUGCGGAUUUGGGGCAGAUGCAGGACCUCUUUGUUGAGCUCAGAGCUCAUCUCCGGAUCAAUAUCAUGAGCUAUGACUAUUCGGGAUAUGGUGCAUCUUCCGGGAAGCCCACCGAGUUCAACACAUACCAUGACAUAGAAGCGGUCUACGACUGUUUGAAGAGCAAGUAUGGAAUUAAACAGGAGGAUGUGAUUUUAUAUGGCCAAUCUGUCGGCAGUGGGCCAACGUUACACUUGGCCUCUCGUUUAAAGAGGUUGAGAGGCGUUGUUCUCCAUAGUGCUAUACUUUCCGGGAUACGAGUUCUAUAUCCAGUCAAGAUGACGCUCUGGUUUGACAUUUUCAAAAAUAUAGACAAAAUACGAGAAGUCAACUGCCCGGUUUUAGUUAUCCAUGGAACGGAAGAUGAGAUUGUCGACUUCUCCCAUGGGAAGCGGUUAUGGGAACUUUCUGAAGACAAAUAUGAUCCAUUAUGGGUCAAAGGCGGAGGACAUUGUAACUUAGAGACUUUUCCCGAGUAUAUUAAGCACUUGGCAAAAUUUCUAAAUGCGAUGGAAAGACGCUCCCUUUCAAAGAGAAUUAAACCUCAUCUUUCUAAAGCCCCGAGUAUAACAGAUUCCAGACACAACAAAUGUUUAAUAUUCUGCAAAAGAUGAUCGCUACGCCCUUUGCCUCGUUUAAAGGAAGCUGCACUUUCUUUUCACAGAGAUCGUCACCUACAAAAAGGUACGCAUGAUUGUAUCAAUCUCGGGCCACUUAUUUUACCAUGAAACGUGAGUCAGUAUGAGUUGGAAUUAGCCGCUUGAUCCCGAUCCUGCUCACUUGAUGAUAGUUUACGUGGCAAAGAAUGAUGAUGUACAUUUUUGUAAGUAUCGUGUGUUUUUGUCUUCUGAAAAUGUCUCUCUACACUCGAUCUAAACAUAAUGUAAACUAGGAAAUGUUCAAGCUUGUGUAGAGAUCUUGUCGUUGAGAAUGGAUAUGCAUAGCUGUCUUCU
Messenger RNA from Ipomoea nil (Japanese morning glory), 1338 nucleotides. Its product is annotated as protein ABHD17B-like. The record is from RefSeq and is a predicted model, not a curated record. NCBI's taxonomy places the organism in Eukaryota, Viridiplantae, Streptophyta, Magnoliopsida, Solanales, Convolvulaceae. Bases 118 to 999 code for a protein of 293 amino acids. The transcript is spliced from 5 exons.